This is a messenger RNA of Xenopus tropicalis (tropical clawed frog), 715 nucleotides long. RefSeq names its product high affinity immunoglobulin gamma Fc receptor I-like. Lineage: Eukaryota; Metazoa; Chordata; Amphibia; Anura; Pipidae. The coding region runs from base 98 to 715 and encodes 205 amino acids. The record is from RefSeq and is a predicted model, not a curated record. The transcript has 4 exons.
UGCCUAUAUUAAACCAGUUAAUGUAACGUUCUAUAAAGAUAAUGUAACCAUAUCCUCCUCCCCUACCGACUCACUCACUUUGGGUGCAAGUGUGGGAAUGGCCGGUACAUACAGAUGUAAAGCAUUCCAGCCAACAGAAUUUAAUCAUUACGCUCCAUAUUCAUCUCCUGAUAUAGCCAUAACCAUCCAAGAGCUGUUUCCCAGGCCAGAGAUCAGAGCGGAUAAAGAUGGGGUACAGGGGGGAGAUGUACUGACCCUAUCCUGCCAUACGGCCCUUAAUCCAGCCAGAGGCGCUACACAGCUACAGUUUGCUUUCUACAGAAAUGGGCACAAUGUGCAGGGAUUCAGUUCUUCCAGUAAUUACACCAUCCAAUCAGCUCGGCCUCAGGAUUCUGGGAAUUAUACCUGUGAUACAGCAGCUCCAUCAGUCAGUGUGACGAAGGGGAGCCCAGGCAUAUCCAUCCACAUACACGGUGAAUAUGAAGUGCUGAUAGGUAGUAGUGGAAGGCUGGACAAUCAAACUUCACACAGUCCAAGCUCUACAAGAGAUGAUGGUCAAUCUGAUUACUUCAACUAUUUCACCAGAGGCCCCCAUGAUGAAGAAGAUAUUUCUUAUGCUGCACUUGACUUCAAACAUAUGCAGAAAGGUCAGUUUCAGGACCAAACAUAUGUCUGGUUGUACAAUGCACUGCCACCAUGGGGCAGGCAAUCCUGA